CGAGAUUUAGAGUGGAAAGAUGUCAACUUUCUUCACACGACAGACACCCACGGCUGGUACUCUGGGCACCUCAAUCAAAAGACUUACAAUGCCAAUUGGGGCGAUUUUGUAUCAUUUGUAACACGUAUGCGUGAAAAAGCUAAGGCAAAUGGCCAAGAUUUGCUCUUGGUGGAUAGUGGAGAUCGCCAUGAUGGGAACGGCUUAUCGGAUAUCACCACUCCCAACGGCAUCAAGUCGACUCCAAUAUUCAUCAAACAGGAGUAUGAUAUCUUGACCACGGGUAAUCACGAGUUGUAUGUUUGGGAAAACCUGAAAAUGGAGUAUGAAGUGAUUGCGAAACACUUUCCUGAAAAUUACGUUUCGUCAAAUGUCGAGUUCAAGUUGGAAAAUGGCACCUUCGUGCCAUUUGGCAAGAGAUACAGAUACUUCACGACCCCUAAUAGAAAUCUUCGUGUUCUUGCGUUCGGUUUUCUUUUUGAUUUUAACAGGUACAAUGAUGGAACCAGAGUGAUUCCUAUCCAAGAAAUUGUAGACCAAUCCCAUUGGUUCAACGAAACAUUGCAUGCACAUCCAGCAGGAGAAGUUGAUAUCAUUGUGGUUGUUGCCCAUGUGCCUGUUCAGCGUGAAUGGCCGGAGUUGUUCUAUCUCCAUAAUCACUUGCGUAAGUUCUACCCUGACACGCUCAUUCAGUAUUUCGGAGGCCACAGUCAUAUCAGAGACUUCACUGUGUUUGACAAUAAAUCUACUGGUUUGCAGAGUGGCAGGUACUGUGAAACUGUCGGCUGGAAUGGUGUAAACACGAAUGUUGAAGCAAUUAGUAACAUCCGUGGCAGAUAUCUGAGAUCGUAUAUCGAUUUCAAUGUCAAUUCCUUCUUGCACCAUUCCAAGUUCGAUUCCAAAGACGACUUUGAUACGCAGAAAGGAGUGGAAGUGACUGAAUUGAUCAAGAAAACGCGGAAAUCGUUGAACUUGAAUAAGCCUCUAGGCUACGUAAAAGAAAACUACUUUGUAGACUAUGUUCCUCUAGCAAAUCACAAGAAUAUUUUUAAUCUCCUAUCAAACAAGAUAUUGCCUGAAUUGAUUCCAGAGAGUAAGAAUAUCACUACUGCCAGUGAGAGAAUCAUCAUCAUCAACACUGGAUCCAUAAGAUAUGAUUUGUACAAAGGUUCCUACACAAUAGACUCCAUGUACAUUGUGUCACCGUUCCAGAAUCAGUGGCAUAAGAUGACUUUGCCGAAAUCAAUCGCAGUUCAAGUUGCAACAACUUUGAAUGCAGCUAGAAAAAUCGACAAUAGAGAACUUGCUCCACCACACCAGUACUUACAAUCAUCUGAUGCUGAUGUAACAAAAGUUUCUAAAAGACAGCAAGUCUUCCAUUACCCCGUAAAAGUCAAGUUGUCUAAGGGGUAUGUUACCUACGACGACUUUGGUCUGGAUGGAGACGAUACGCCACACAAAGCUGUGGUUAACUUCCCUAUUCCAAAUGUUAUUGAGUCCCGGCAGUUGGACAAGCGUACUGGUGAUGACACCUCUAUUGAUUUGGUAUUCUACGACUUCAUUACGCCCAAUAUUUUGUGGGCUCUAGAGCAAUUGAAUUAUACUGUCCUGGCUAGCUCCGAAUUCUACUCCAGUAAGUAUUUGGGACUCAUAAUGAAUGACUUUUUCAAGGAGAAAUAG
This is a messenger RNA of Scheffersomyces stipitis CBS 6054, 1677 nucleotides long. RefSeq lists its product as uncharacterized. Lineage: Eukaryota; Fungi; Ascomycota; Pichiomycetes; Serinales; Debaryomycetaceae. The record is from RefSeq and is a predicted model, not a curated record. Gene Ontology annotation, biological process: nucleotide catabolic process. Gene Ontology annotation, molecular function: hydrolase activity. The annotation marks the transcript as partial. The transcript is spliced from 3 exons. Gene Ontology annotation, cellular component: cytosol.